CGUUGACCAUGGCGGGUGACGCCCUCGUUGACCAUGGCGGGUGAGCUUGAGGGCUGCAAACCGCUAAGCGCUCUGCUGAGCGGCCUGGCCCAGGAAGCUUUUCACGGGCACUCAGGCAUCACGGAGGAGCUGCUGCGGAGCCAGCUCUAUCCAGACGUGCCGUCCGAGGAGUUCCGCCCCUUUCUGGCGAAGAUGAGGUGGAUUCUUAAGUCUAUUGCAUCUGCAGACAUGGAUUUCAACCAGCUGGAGGCAUUCUUGACUGCUCAAACCAAAAAGCAGGCUGGGAUCACAUCUGACCAAGCUGCUGUCAUUUCCAAAUUCUGGAAGAGCCACAAGACAAAGAUCCGAGAGAGCCUCAUUAACCAGAGCCGCUGGGACAGUGGGCUUAGGGGCCUGAGCUGGAGGGUUGAUGGCAAAUCACAGUCAAGGCACUCAGCUCAGAUACACAUCCCUGUUGCCAUAAUGGAGCUGGAAAUAGGGAAAAGUGGACAGUGAAUCUUGGCAACAUGAUUCAAAGAAUUCAACAGAUGCCAAUUUUAAGGAAUCGGAAUUUCUCUGUUUGGAAUUUGAUGAAGUCAAGAUUAACCAAGUUCUGAAGAAGCUCUCAGAGAUAGAAGAAAGUAUCAGUACACUGAUGCAGCCAGCCUAGCUGAAGAUGGAGUUACUGAAGCAAAGAUGUUCAUGAUCCCUCCCCAGUGACCUGUUUAAAAAAAAAGUCUUAUUCCCCCAUUAAUAUUAAAUCCUCAAAUUCCAA
Molecule: messenger RNA, 754 nt
Organism: Manis pentadactyla (Chinese pangolin)
Lineage: Eukaryota; Metazoa; Chordata; Mammalia; Pholidota; Manidae
Gene: COMMD1
Product: copper metabolism domain containing 1
Exons: 4
Coding region: 34-495 (153 amino acids)
Biological process (GO): negative regulation of sodium ion transmembrane transport; negative regulation of protein localization to cell surface; copper ion homeostasis
Cellular component (GO): endosome
Source: RefSeq, a predicted model, not a curated record